Molecule: messenger RNA, 1793 nt
Organism: Menidia menidia (Atlantic silverside)
Lineage: Eukaryota; Metazoa; Chordata; Actinopteri; Atheriniformes; Atherinopsidae
Source: the annotation of a GenBank genome assembly
ACUGAAUGAAGGGAGGAAGAAGAAAAAUAGAUAGCAAAUGAACCAAAUUGUUUAAUGUUACUCACGAAGUUAUAACGCAGAUGCGAAUGUCCAUUCUUUGGCUCGCAUUUGCCAAAGUGACUUUAAAGAUGAUGGUGAAAUAUGUGUUGUGACAGAGUCGUGUGUCUUAAAGAGGAAGGAACGUUACUCAUCAAGGAAGUCGUCCAGCUGGCCACCUAAAAAAAAAGUAGCUAGCUAGGUUGCUAUCCGAUGUUAGCAAAGGGAGUUCUUUGUUUUCUUUUGCAGGUCGACGUCCGUGUAACCAUGAAGCGAAAUUAAUGUAAACGGUGCUGUUAGCCUUUAGCCUUUCUACAGGAGUUUAAUAAUCAUGUCGGGGAUGAAUUUGACGGUACAUAUUUAAAUCGGGUAUUUAUCAGUUCUGGGACAUUGGAAAUAACAAACUGACAUUAGCCACUGAGAGCAACUUUAGCAGGACAGGGGCUGUUUUUUUUUAACGUCGACCAGAAAAGGACAGGAGACGCCAAGAUAUGGGCAACUGUCUUAAAUCUCCCACAUCAGACGACAUCUCUCUUCUUCAUGAAUCCCAGUCAGACAGGGCGAGUUUCGGUGACGGGACAGACCCAGACCUGGAGCCUCCUCCGCCGUACCAGGAACAGGCUCACAUGCCCAUGUACCACCCUACACCCAGUCAGGCCCGUCUGGCCACCCAGUUGACAGAGGAGGAGCAGAUCCGCAUAGCUCAGCGCAUUGGCCUCAUCCAGCACCUCCCUAAGGGUGUUUAUGAUGGAGGGCAGGACGGCUCCGAGAAGAAGAUAAGAGAAUGCGUGAUCUGUAUGCUGGACUUUGUUUAUGGGGACCCAAUUCGGUUCUUGCCCUGUAUGCACAUCUACCACAUGGACUGUAUAGAUGACUGGCUGAUGAGAUCCUUUACCUGCCCCUCCUGCAUGGAGCCUGUGGACGCUGCCCUGCUCUCCACCUAUGAGACCAACUAACUUUUCAUUCCAACUCCACCAAUGCAUAUAUUUAAUAGCUCCUCCCACACCAGAAUACAAUGCCUCCCCUCUUGUUGAAUCAGAGGAGCCGAUAAGUGUGUAGGUUAUCGUCUUUGCACUUUGAAAAUGUUCAAGUUCACUCACCCAGUGUUGGCCUUUGACUCGCCCCGGUCAGAUUGAAAUUAAGCUGGUCUUAAAACAUCACUUAACAUUAGCCAGUAAGAAUAUGCUCCCCUAUAACCCAGCAUGAUUGUGUUUCUGUGUGUCUGUACUGCUGAGGCAGUGGACAGUGUUACAACAAAAGGCGAGCACAAUGGAUUUGCGUGUGUGUGCGCGCAUGUGUGUGUGUGAGAGAGAGCUGUUAGGUGAUUGAGCGUUCCACAUGAGCUGGUUUCAGUGGCAUUUCUCCACACCUGACCCCAGUUUACCAUAAUUCCAGUUGGUCAUGAAAAAGGAUUUAAAUGGAUAUUUAGUUUAACAAAUUAUUUACCCACGUGCUGGUUUGAGUUUGUGUUUUGUCGCAGUAAUUACAGCAAUGUAAACGUACUGACCUUUUAAAAUAUGCUCCAUCUUAAAACAGGACUUAUGCUUUGUUGGACACUAGAAUACAAGGCUAAUAUUUACAGUUUGAAGUUAAGGAAGCUGAGCUGUGUUGCUCUGCUGGCAGCCAAGAUUUCAAAAUGUAUGCACACAUGCUACUUUAAUCACCCAGUGUAGAAGUAUAGAGUGUUCUAUAUCACUGAUGUCAGAAAAUAUCGUUGGUCAGUCCUUUUUGAAUUGAAGGGAAAACUAAAUAUGUGU